AUGGUUGCACCAGACGCAGAAGUGCUGCUGCAUGACUACUCCUCUAUCGUUCUUCUCAGCUUGCGAUGCGAGGGCCUUCGGAAGGGACGAAAUACGCUUGCCGUAGUAUAUUCCAAGUUGGGCACGGACGAUCUUUGGACCGAGUACGGUUCGACUGAGAUCUGCGGGCAGGAAACUUGCUGGCCAGUGUGGGAGAAAAUGUUCGAGCUGCAGUUUCGAAUAGAGCACGUUCGAUUGAUCAGGGUGGAAAUUUACAUAAUCCGCAACCAGAACAUGCAAGAGGACCUAAUGGAGCAAAAGUUCGUUGGCUCCGCCGAGUUUAACCUGGCAGAGGCUGUGUAUGCACGAUCAAACCCGAAGAAUCAUGGGUGGCUCAAGAAGAAGCUGGAGAACGUGCGCAGGAAACCACGCGAUCCUCCUCUUGGCAAGCUCCUCGUCUAUGCAGAGGAAUCUAUAAAUGCAAAGGUCGAACUUUCCUUCCAAUUGUCUGCGCACGACCUGAAAUCUACAGACUUCUGGAAGAGGAAAUGCGAUCCGUAUUUUGUGAUGAACCGCAUCGAGGGUGUGUACGAUACCGGUGAGCUCUUCUUGGCGCCGGUUUACCGAAGCGAAGUUGCUCGAAAGACGAGCGAGGCAUCCUACGAGGAAAGCAGCUACACAGUGGCUCAGACGAGCUCUUGCGACAUCUACCAGGAUGUGAUCAUCACGGUGCAUGACUGGUUCCGAUUGGGCCAGGAUCGUUACAUCGGUGAGUGCAUCACCACUUUCGAGGAGCUGCAGAAAAUCGUCGGCAGAGGAAAUCCCCACACCUUCCCGCUCUACAAACGGGAGGGUCCCAGGAUUUCGGGCUUGACGCGUGUGAAGACCACGGCGGCCAUGUUACGAUCUGCUACGAAGAGCAGCAGAAGCGGAUCGGGUUCAAGGUCUGGCUCCAACUCGCGCGCGCAAUCCACCCUUUCCGUGGAGCGGGCAGAUAGCAAGAGGAAGAGUACCAAUGCCUCGGGCGAGAAGCGAACGACGUCUCGACUAACAGCCAGGACAGCAUCACAGAUAUCCGGCGGCAAUAGCGGCGGUGGUCACAGGACCUCUUCGCAAAUCUCGGGGCACUCGAGGAUGAGCCACUCAUCUGGUGGUAGCAAGACCGUGUCAAUGACAUCCUCAGAAGUUCGAAACCAAGGUGGCAAAGGCAACUUUGGGCCGCUUGUGGGCUCCGUAACAUUAGAUGGACACCGGUUCAAGCGGCACUAUACCUUUUUGGACUACUUGCGCGGCGGCUUGGAGCUUCAGCUCAUGGUGGCGGUAGACUUCACGCGGUCCAACCUUGGUCAGACAAAUCCAAAGUCGAUGCAUAGUGUGGUGAACAUGGACGAGGAGACGGCCUAUUCGACAGCUAUCAGGGCCCUUGGAGAGGUAAUGUCUGUGUACGACAACGACAAAUGCUAUCCCAUCUAUGGUUUCGGGGCCAAAAUACCGCCGUCACAUUCAGUCGUCUCCAAUUGCUUUGCUCUUACUGGUGAUUUUUUUCAACCUGAAGUCGAAGGCGUGGAGGGCAUGCUGAAGGCAUACCAUCGUGCCCUUCGAGUUUGCCACUUUCAUGGACCCUCAUAUUUGUCUGAAGUCAUUAAGCUGGCCGCCAACAUGGCAAGGCCUUACGUUCAGCCGAAGUUCCUCAAGAUCACAGAGGCACCGCCCGACAUGAGGUACUUUGUGCUGUUGGUGCUGACAGACGGUGACAUCGAGACAGGCGUUGCCCGCCCCCUCAGCGAGGAGGCGACAGACAGGACAUCGCCGAGGCCGGCGUGCUUGACCAGAUUGUCUCACGGGCUGUUUCCGUUCCUGAAGUUGCGCCACGCGACUGAGGAACCUUUUUGGAGACGGUGUUGUGAGUCACAGCGAACACCCAGGCCGUCGGAGACCUUUCUUGCUGGUUUGGGCUUUUGGUUGCUGGCCGUCGCUGUCGUAUGCUACCUGCUGCUGACGAUCUCGUCAACAACUUUCUUGAUGAAGGAGGUGCCGGACUCAAAGCCAAAGAAGUACGAAGCGAUUUCCAAAUUUCCUGGAAGUGGGCGGCACAUCUAUUACUUUUUGUUGGUGAAGCGGCUGGUAGAAGUGACAGUGCUGAACCACCUUUGUGGGAAUCUUAUGGAACCUCUCCCAGCCAUGUACCAGAAGCGCUUUGAGGAUUUGGAGCACAUGCGGCCACAUGGGGUGGUCCGUGGUCUUCAGAGAAUGAUCACCAGCCUUUUCAGGCGUCAGCAUCGCGAGAAGUGGCUGACAUCGUUUGUCCCAGACUAUAUCCUUCUGCUUGUGGUAGGCAGCAUGGGAAUUGUUUAUGUUGUCGUCCUCUGCUCCCGGAAGUUGGACGUGCACGUCUACCAAGAGACAGAGCACUUCAUCAUUGCCCGAAAUGACCCGGGCAGUGCUGCCCUGCUUAUCGUGGAUUCCGUCGUGUAUGCUUACACCAUGGUGCUCGUGACUGGCUUCCUUCUCUGCACCUUAGAGCAAAACGUUGUCGCAAAGCCUGAUCGCCAGCGAGAAUUCUUCAGCGCACUUGCUCUCUUCAUCAUGCUGUGGGGCACGAACUUCUUUACGACCCUCUACGACCGGCAGAUCUACACCAGCGCCUGGGGACUCCCUGCGCCAGCUACUAUCAGGAUCCUAGCUUCCGCAGCGCAGGUCUUUGUAACCCAUUCGAUGGUCAUGAUGGGAGCCGUGCUUUUUGGUCACUCGGCACACUUGCGACGAACACCAGAUCUUACCUGGAAGGAUUUUCUUCUGAAGCUCUUGCCAAGUGUGCUGCUCCUCGCCAUCGCUGGCGUGUGGGUGGGCUUGCAGCGCCAGUUCCACGAGCACUCCGAGUGUUUCCCAGAAGGAUACAGGCUCUUCGCGCAGACUUGGCCGUACUUUACAACACUGGUUGCCAGCCUUGGCGGCCUUGCACUGCUCCUGCUGACUUUCUGUGCGCGGGCGCGAGAUGCUGAAGAGUCCGACUUCACAAGCCUCUUGGACUACGACUCAUUGCUGAUUAUGCUCACCGUGUCCCUUGCUGUCAUCGGGAACAUCAACACAAUAUUUGCGAUGGAGGCUUCCCGAGCCAUCAGCAGCUUCUGUGGUGCCUUAGCACGGCUGCUUGGUCCAAUCGGCAUCUCCACCUUCGCCUUCGCUGCUUGGAAAGAUCCACCGCGACGAGAGGAGCCCAGGAGCGGAGGCUUGUGGCUUGGCCUGGUGCUAGCAGGCGUCAUGUUUAUCGAAUUUCAGAACCUUGAGGAUUGUGAGAUCGCCUCGGACAUGCCAGGAUGCUGUACCUACCCAGGUCUUCCUGGAUACAAUACCCACGAGCACCGGAACUUGAAGUGCAGCAAAGAUCUGCGCUGUAUGGUGACGCAGUUUGAUACGCCGUGUGAUCUGGGGGACGCGGAGGAUCUGGAGUCCCUGAACAUCACACAGUUGAAGCAG
Molecule: messenger RNA, 3456 nt
Organism: Symbiodinium necroappetens
Lineage: Eukaryota; Dinophyceae; Suessiales; Symbiodiniaceae
Source: the annotation of a GenBank genome assembly